Messenger RNA from Vombatus ursinus (common wombat), 4400 nucleotides. RefSeq names its product EPH receptor A4 (gene EPHA4). Gene Ontology annotation, cellular component: plasma membrane; neuron projection. The transcript is spliced from 18 exons. The record is from RefSeq and is a predicted model, not a curated record. Gene Ontology annotation, molecular function: ATP binding; transmembrane-ephrin receptor activity; protein binding. Bases 36 to 2996 code for a protein of 986 amino acids. NCBI's taxonomy places the organism in Eukaryota, Metazoa, Chordata, Mammalia, Diprotodontia, Vombatidae. Gene Ontology annotation, biological process: axon guidance; protein phosphorylation; cell surface receptor protein tyrosine kinase signaling pathway.
GAAGAGGCAGGAGCGGCGCUGGCAUCGACAAAAUCAUGGCUGGGAUUUUCUAUUUCAUCCUCUUUUCGUUUCUGUUUGGGAUUUGCAAUGGUGUCACCGGUUCUAGGAUAUAUCCCGCCAACGAAGUUACCUUAUUGGAUUCCAGAUCGGUUCAGGGAGAGCUUGGGUGGAUAGCCAGCCCUUUGGAAGGAGGGUGGGAAGAAGUGAGCAUUAUGGAUGAGAAAAACACUCCGAUCCGUACUUACCAAGUCUGCAAUGUGAUGGAGUCCAGCCAAAACAACUGGUUACGAACUGAUUGGAUUCCCCGGGAAGGGGCUCAGAGGGUAUAUAUUGAGAUUAAAUUCACACUGAGGGACUGCAAUAGUCUACCAGGAGUUAUGGGAACUUGCAAAGAGACUUUUAACUUAUACUACUACGAAUCCAACAAUGACAAAGAGCGCUUCAUCAGAGAAAGCCAGUUUGCCAAGAUUGACACCAUUGCUGCUGAUGAGAGCUUCACCCAAGUGGACAUUGGUGAUAGAAUCAUGAAGUUGAACACUGAGAUAAGAGAUGUGGGACCAUUGAGCAAGAAAGGGUUCUACUUGGCUUUUCAGGAUGUCGGAGCUUGCAUUGCCCUAGUAUCUGUUCGAGUUUUCUAUAAGAAGUGUCCAUUGACAGUUCGCAAUCUGGCUCAAUUUCCAGACACCAUCACUGGGGCUGAUACGUCCUCGCUAGUGGAAGUUCGAGGCUCCUGUGUCAACAACUCAGAAGAGAAGGAUGUGCCAAAAAUGUAUUGUGGGGCAGAUGGUGAAUGGCUGGUACCCAUUGGCAACUGUCUAUGCAAUGCUGGGCAUGAAGAAAGAAAUGGAGAAUGCCAAGCCUGCAAGAUUGGCUACUACAAGGCCCUUUCCACCGAUACCGCCUGUGCCAAAUGCCCUCCCCACAGCUACUCGGUCUGGGAGGGAGCCACCACCUGCACCUGUGACCGAGGCUACUUUCGAGCAGAGGACGAUGCAGCUUCCAUGCCCUGCACUCGCCCGCCAUCUGCUCCUCUCAACCUGAUUUCUAAUGUCAAUGAAACAUCCGUGAAUCUGGAGUGGAGCAGUCCUGAGAACACGGGAGGCCGUCAGGACAUUUCCUACAACGUGGUGUGUAAGAAGUGCGGUGCUGGGGAUGCCAGCCGGUGUCGAUCCUGCGGCAGUGGAGUCCACUAUACACCCCAACAGAAUGGCCUCAAGAGCACCAAAGUCUCCAUUACAGACCUCCUGGCACAUACUAACUAUACUUUCGAAAUCUGGGCUGUGAAUGGGGUGUCCAGGUAUAGCCCGACUCAGGACCAGUCAGUUUCAGUUACUGUGACGACGAACCAAGCAGCUCCCUCUUCCAUCGCUUUGAUCCAGGCUAAGGAAAUAACGAGAUACAGUGUUGCCCUGGCUUGGCUGGAACCUGAUCGACCAAAUGGAGUUAUCUUAGAGUAUGAAGUCAAAUAUUAUGAGAAGGAUCAGAAUGAACGCAGUUACAGGAUUGUGCGGACAGCCUCCAGGAACACUGACAUCAAAGGCCUGAAUCCCUUGACUUCCUAUGUAUUCCACGUGAGAGCCCGGACAGCAGCUGGCUAUGGAGACUUCAGUGAGCCCUUUGAGGUCACGACUAACACAGUGCCUUCCAGAAUCAUUGGAGAUGGGACAAACUCCACGGUCCUCCUGGUGUCUGUUUCCGGCAGCGUGGUGCUUGUGGUCAUUCUGAUUGCAGCCUUUGUCAUCAGCAGGAGACGGAGUAAAUACAGUAAGGCAAAGCAGGAAGCAGAUGAAGAGAAACAUUUGAAUCAAGGUGUAAGAACCUAUGUUGACCCUUUUACAUAUGAAGAUCCCAACCAAGCAGUUCGAGAGUUUGCCAAAGAAAUUGAUGCAUCCUGCAUUAAGAUUGAAAAAGUCAUAGGUGUGGGUGAAUUUGGUGAAGUGUGCAGUGGGCGUCUCAAAGUACCUGGGAAGAGAGAGAUCUGUGUGGCUAUUAAGACUCUUAAAGCUGGGUAUACAGACAAGCAGAGGAGGGAUUUCCUGAGUGAGGCCAGCAUCAUGGGACAGUUUGACCACCCAAACAUCAUCCACUUAGAAGGUGUAGUCACCAAAUGUAAACCUGUAAUGAUCAUAACCGAGUACAUGGAGAAUGGCUCCUUGGAUGCAUUCCUUAGGAAGAAUGAUGGAAGAUUUACAGUGAUUCAGUUGGUUGGGAUGCUUCGUGGCAUUGGUUCUGGGAUGAAAUACCUCUCUGAUAUGAGCUAUGUACAUAGAGAUCUAGCUGCCCGGAACAUCUUGGUCAAUAGUAACUUGGUUUGCAAAGUAUCUGACUUUGGCAUGUCUCGUGUUCUUGAAGAUGAUCCUGAAGCAGCUUACACAACCAGAGGUGGCAAGAUUCCCAUCCGGUGGACUGCACCAGAAGCAAUUGCUUAUCGUAAAUUCACAUCUGCGAGUGAUGUGUGGAGCUAUGGAAUUGUGAUGUGGGAAGUGAUGUCUUAUGGAGAGCGGCCCUACUGGGAUAUGUCCAACCAGGAUGUUAUAAAAGCCAUUGAGGAAGGCUACCGGCUACCUCCACCGAUGGACUGCCCUAUUGCUCUCCACCAGUUGAUGCUAGAUUGCUGGCAGAAGGAAAGAAGCGACAGGCCUAAAUUUGGACAGAUUGUCAACAUGUUGGACAAACUCAUCCGCAACCCCAACAGCUUGAAGAGGACGGGUACCGAGAGCUCCAGACCCAACACUGCCUUGUUGGAUCCUAGCUCUCCUGAAUUCUCUGCUGUGGUAUCUGUAGGUGAUUGGCUGCAAGCCAUUAAAAUGGACCGGUAUAAGGACAACUUUACAGCUGCCGGUUACACCACCCUCGAGGCUGUGGUGCACAUGAACCAGGAUGACCUGGCGAGAAUCGGCAUCACAGCUGCCACACACCAGAACAAGAUCCUGAACAGUGUCCAGGCAAUGCGGACCCAAAUGCAACAGAUGCAUGGCAGGAUGGUUCCUGUCUGAGCCAGUACUGAAUAAACUCAAAACUCUUGCAAUUAGUUUACCUCAUCCAUGCACUUUAAUUGAAGACCUGCACUUUUUUUACUUCGUUCUCGCCCUCUGAAAUAAAAAUCUGCAGCAUUGCUUGGUGGAUGGAAUUGCUGAAACUGUGGGCCUCCACUAUAGAAAUGACAACACGUCAUUGAAACCAGACCUGGAACAAAUUGUUUCUCAAAAUAUAUUGCCGUCAAUCCACAGUGUGUAAUAUACAUGUACCUAUAUAAAUAUAACAUCACCUCCAAGUUUUUGGUGUUGUGUUCGUUGCCAGAUGCUGGGCUUCUACCCACAGCCUUUCUCCUCUCCCCUUGGAAUUACAUCCAUAGUAUUUUAUUUGUGGGAUAAAUCACACUCCUGCAUCUUUCACUGGAAUGUAGAAUUUGCUCAGAAAAUCCUCGACAGACUUGAUCUUGGCUUACAGGGCAUCAUAGAUACUGAGGGAAAAUCUCCGUGAAAAAUACCAUGUGGCUGCUCAGUGCCUCGUCAUAGGUGCUUGGCUGGGGCCAGGCUUAAGCUGCCUUGUGGAUUACUGGAAAAGAAAGGAAGAAAGAAAGAAAAACAGGGAAAAAAAACAUAACACACCAAAACCUCUACAAAUGAGGUCUGUUUCUUUUCUGGUUGUUUCUGUGCCAUAUAAUAUCUUAUCCUAUGAACGCUAUGGACUUUUUGUAACUACCUUACUGACAGCUGCCUGUGACAAUCUUGAAUUGGUAACUUCCAUACUUCCCUCGUUUUUUAGAAGCAACCACAAAGCGAAAAGGGAAAGUGGAUUCUUUUUUUUUUUUUUUUUGGCCUCACAGCCCUGUCCAUUGAUCACAUUGACCAUGGGGAAAAGAAAUUCAAGAAGCCAAACUUGAACUUGAAUCCUUCCAAAUUCCACGGGCCUCCUGCUUCCACUACGCCAGUUUGGGAUGGGGCAAAGACACUGGACAAAAAAAAGCAUUGGUCCCUAAAAAAGCAAAAGCAUGUGACUUUCAGAUUUCCUUUUUUUUUUUUUUUACAUUGGAAGAAGACACCAUCACCACGACCAACACCACCACCAAACCUCCUAGGCUCAGCAUCGAUUCUCUCCAGUUGUCACUUUGAGGAAUGUACUGUAUUGAAGCUCUAGCCCUGCAGAGUCCCUGUUUUUCUCCUUAUUAUGAUUUUAUUUAUACAUAUUUCCAUUGCUCUUUCCUGUAUGUCACUGCUGCAUCUGGAUGAUGGCAAGUGACCCAACGCUACAGGUCUUAACAUGGACACCAAGUCAGGUGCCACCACACCGAACAAAGCCAGUUCAUGGGAGCUGCCUAGUAUAUGCAUUGCUGAAGUUACAUUUUACACAAGAUGUGCCAUUGCAGUGAUAUAAAUAUAUUUUUUUUCUAGACUAAA